AUGGGGGGAUGGGUUAGGAACGGAGCGGAGAGGAUGGGAUGCGAUGAGAUUGCGAUUGACAAAUGCCAAAAUACGCACUGGACCGAAACGAAGCGGCGAGGAGGAUGGGAUGGGUUCGGAACGGACCGGAAGGGAACAGAGUCGACAGGAUGGGGUGUGAGAAGAUCGAAUCGGUUAAGAAUGGACCGAAACGGAGCGGAGAAGAUUGGGUGGGAAGCGAUCGGAUGGGUUAGGAACGAGACGGGUGGGAACAGAACGGAAAAGAGGGGAUUGCAUUGGAACUGA
Messenger RNA from Soboliphyme baturini, 285 nucleotides. The record is from the annotation of a GenBank genome assembly. Lineage: Eukaryota; Metazoa; Nematoda; Enoplea; Dioctophymatida; Soboliphymatidae.